AUGAAGUCGGCGCAUUUCUUUACAGGCAUCUUCGCUGCGCUUACUCAAGCAGCACCUACUGUCGACGAGACAUACCAAUACAAUGGACCUGAUGUUCCCAUCGGCGAUUGGGUCGAUCAUACGAUUAAGGGCGAUGGCACCGGAUUCAUUCGUCUAGUUGAACCUCCGGCUGUGAAGCCUGCCCAUGACAAGCCUACCAACAACGUCAAUGUCAUCUCACUGUCAUACAUACCUUCACAGUCUGGAGGCGACACUGUUGGCAUCAAUAUCCACUAUCAAACGCCUUUUGGUCUUGGCCAGGUACCCUGGGUCAACUGGGGAGUCAGUAAUUCGUCCUUAGACAAGGUGGCUCCCGGCUCGACCGUAACAUACGAGCGCACGCCUCCAUGCUCUCGCGUUCACGUUACCCAAUGCAGUCAGUUCUUUCACAACGUGCAGAUAGAGAAUCUCCAACCAGGUACAAUGUAUUUCUACCAAAUCCCUGCCGCGAACGGUACCACUGUAUCCCCUGUUUUGAACUUUACAACUGCCCAGGCGGUAGGGAACCCAUCUCAAUUCAGUAUUGCCAUCAACAACGAUAUGGGGUACACGAAUGCAAAUGGAUCGUACUUUUUCAUGAACCAACACAUGAAUGAUGAGGACGGCCUCGCGUUUGUCUGGCACGGUGGAGAUCUCAGCUACGCGGAUGACUGGUACUCCGGUAUUGUACAGUGCAACUCAUCGGCUUGGCCUGUCUGCUACAACGGCAGCAACAGUUCCUUGCCCAACAACGACACCAAUCCCGAUUAUUUUGACACACCUCUGCCCGAAGGUGAGAUUCCCAAUCAAGGCAGCCCUCGUGGUGGCGACAUGGGUGUCCUCUACGAAUCCAACUGGGAUCUUUGGCAGCAGUGGAUGAACAACAUCACUAUGAAGAUCCCUUACAUCGUCCUUCCCGGCAACCACGAGGCCACGUGUGCCGACCAUGACAACACUCCAUUUGUCCUUUCGUCGUAUCUCAACGAGAACAAAACCGACACCCCCAUGUCAGGCGAUAAUCCCAACGCCACGCUGACAUAUUAUUCAUGCCCGCCUUCACAACGCAAUUUUACGGCUUUCCAGAACCGCUUCUUCAUGGCAGGCGAUAAGUCGGGGGGCGUCGGGAAUUUCUGGCAUUCAUUCGACUAUGGCCUCGUUCAUUUUGUAUCUAUCGAUACGGAAACGGACUAUGCUAACAGCCCAGACAAGACAUUCCGUGAGGAUGUCCAGAAAGCUAAGAAGGAGGAAGACUGCAAAGGCAAGGACAAGGACAAGGCUAAAUGCAAGCCUGAGAAGCCCGAACCGACUGGGUAUCAGUGUACUAAAAUCGACUUAUGCGAUGAGUUUGAGACGGAUGACUUGGAGGAAGAGACAUAUCUUCAGUCCGGGAAAGCGCAUCCUCUGCGAAACGAGACGCAUAUCACAGAUGCAGGUCCUUUUGGAUACAUUGACGGCUCCGUCAAGGAUAACAGAGCCUAUCAGCAAUAUCACUGGUUGAGGGAGGAUCUUAAAAAGGUUGAUAGGUGUAAAACACCCUGGGUUAUCGUCAUGGGUCAUCGUCCCAUGUACAGCUCCCACGACGCCAGCAACUAUCAUCUGCACCUUCGCGAGGCAUUUGAGGGGUUGUUUUUAAAGAACAAGGUCGAUUUGUACAUCGCUGGACACGUUCACUGGUAUGAGCGUCUUAAGCCUAUAAGGAAUUGCGACGUCGACCAUCGUGCGAUCAAAAACGAUAGUGAACAGAAUGGUAUUUACGAAGUUAGGCCUGGACACUCUAUGGUUCACCUCAUCAACGGCGCUGCUGGGAAUAUCGAAAGCCACGCUACCAUCAACAAGUCCCUGCCUAUACCCGACAUAACAGCUCAUCGGAACAUCACUAGCUUUGGCUUCUCCAAGUUGACUGUUUUCAACGCAACGACUCUGUCUUGGAAGUUCAUUCAGGGCCACGAUGGUAAAGUCGGCGAUGAACUCACGGUGCUGAAGAAUGCGUCUUUGACUUGCAAGGACUACAAAACUUAUAGCUCACCUAGCUCGUCCGGCUCGUCCGGUUCGUCUUGCGCUACUGAGUGCUCUGGAUCUGGUGUUCUGGCCUGGCUCUACUGCAAUGUCUAUUGUGCCAGCUUCGGGGAACCACUCAAGGUUUAA
This is a messenger RNA of Fusarium fujikuroi IMI 58289, 2163 nucleotides long. RefSeq names its product related to acid phosphatase precursor (pH 6-optimum acid phosphatase). The coding region runs from base 1 to 2163 and encodes 720 amino acids. The transcript is spliced from 2 exons. Gene Ontology annotation, molecular function: acid phosphatase activity; metal ion binding. The record is from RefSeq and is a predicted model, not a curated record. NCBI's taxonomy places the organism in Eukaryota, Fungi, Ascomycota, Sordariomycetes, Hypocreales, Nectriaceae.